Molecule: messenger RNA, 613 nt
Organism: Rhizophagus irregularis DAOM 181602=DAOM 197198
Lineage: Eukaryota; Fungi; Glomeromycota; Glomeromycetes; Glomerales; Glomeraceae
Biological process (GO): signal transduction; protein phosphorylation
Cellular component (GO): cytoplasm
Molecular function (GO): ATP binding; protein kinase activity
Source: RefSeq, a predicted model, not a curated record
UUAAGAUAUAUAAUAUAUGGACUUAAAAAUAUCCAUAGUGCACAUAUUAUACACAGAGAUUUUCACAGUGGAAAUAUCUUUUUUAAAAAUGAAGUUACAUGUAUAGGUGAUCUGGGAAUAAGUAAAUCUGCAACCGAAUCUACAGAUUCUACAGAGAAUUAUGGUAUUAUUCCUUAUAUGGCACCAGAGAUUUUUCAAAGACAAACAUAUACUACAGCCUCAGAUAUAUAUAGUUUUGGUAUGAUUAUGUGGGAAUUUAUGACAGGUAGAAGACCUUUUUGGGAUAGAAUACAUGAUGUAGAACUGAUAAUUGAAAUAUGGGAUGGUUUAAGACCACCAAUUGUUACAAAUGCACCUGAAGGAUAUAUUGAAUUAAUGAAAGAAUGCUGGAAUUCUGAUCCAAAGAAAAGACCAACAGCUGAAGAUAUAUAUCGAAAAAUUAAAGGAAUAUGGUUUAGUGAAAACCCAAAUACAACUAAAAUUAUAGUAUCACCGGAUAUUGGGCCUAUAGCAGAAAAUAAUCCAGGUGCUGUUUAUAAGAGUAGACCUUUAAGUGAUAUGAUUCUUUCUGCAAUGUUCACAAGAAGUUUAAGAAGCCAAUCUAUAACUGCAG